Messenger RNA from Acanthoscelides obtectus, 2893 nucleotides. The record is from the annotation of a GenBank genome assembly. Lineage: Eukaryota; Metazoa; Arthropoda; Insecta; Coleoptera; Chrysomelidae.
CUUCAGUUUGACAGGAAGUUAAAUAAAUCAAAUCGGUUAACCUAUAAUUAUUUGUUUACCUCAAUAUUCAAAAAGAUUCUUAUUUCUUGAAAACCACUCAUUCCACUAGUAUUAUGACCCUUAAAAAUGCCGAUAAAUCAGAGCCAAUGGAAAUCGAAUUCUCGGAAGAUGAUCUUCCCUACGAGGAAGAAAUCCUCAGAAACCCCUAUUCGGUGAAACAUUGGCUACGUUACAUCGAACACAAGAAAAAUGCUCCAAAACGUGGGGUUAAUAUCAUCUACGAAAGAUCUCUAAAAGAACUACCAGGCUCAUAUAAACUAUGGUACGGCUACCUCAGAACAAGGCGACAACAAAUAAAAAAUCGUUGCAUUACAGAUACUGGUUAUGAAGAGGUAAAUAAUACUUUUGAGAGAGCUUUGGUUUUUAUGCACAAAAUGCCUAGAAUAUGGAUGGACUACUGCACUUUUCUGACUAAUCAAUAUAAGAUAACAAGAACUAGAAAGGUGUUUGACAGGGCUUUGCGUGCCUUGCCUAUCACACAACAUAAUAGGAUUUGGCCGUUGUAUUUAGGUUUUGUGAAGAAACAUAAUAUUCAGGAGACUGCUGUAAGGGUUUUUAGAAGGUACUUGAAAUUAUGCCCUGAGAAUGCAGAACAGUAUGUGGAGUAUCUUACAGAUCAAGAUAGAUUGGAUGAGGCUUCAGUUGUUCUUGCUAGAAUCGUAAAUGAUGAGAACUUUGUUUCUCAAUAUGGUAAAUCAAAACAUCAACUCUGGAAUGAACUAUGCGAUCUGAUUUCAAAAAACCCAGGAAAAAUCAAAUCACUGAAUGUUGAUGCAAUUAUUAGAGGUGGGCUUAGAAGGUAUACUGAUCAGCUAGGUCACUUAUGGAAUUCUCUAGCAAACUACUAUGUCAGAAGUGGACUUUUCGAAAGAGCUCGUGACAUUUAUGAAGAAGCAAUACAAACGGUGACUACAGUAAGAGAUUUUACUCAAGUUUUCGAUGCGUAUGCUCAAUUCGAAGAGCUAAGUUUGAGUAAAAGAAUGGAAGAAGUGUCUAACAUAGCAAAUCCUACUGAAGAAGAUGAUAUUGACAUUGAGUUGAGGCUAGCUAGGUUUGAGCAUCUGAUGGAGAGGAGGCUUUUACUUUUGAAUUCAGUUCUUUUGAGGCAGAAUCCACAUAACGUCCAAGAGUGGCAUAAGAGAGUACAACUGUAUGAAGUGAUUUUAGGUAAACCUCACGAGAUUAUAAACACAUACACGGAAGCUGUACAAACUGUAGAUCCCAAACUAGCUGUAGGAAAAUUGCAUACCCUAUGGGUGGAUUUCGCGAAAUUUUAUGAGAAGAACGGUCAAGUUGAUGAUGCCAGACUCAUUUUUGAGAAAGCAACUCAAGUUCCAUAUGUAAAGGUGGAUGAUUUGGCGACGGUUUGGUGUGAAUGGGCAGAGAUGGAAAUUCGGAAUGAAAACUACGAAGAGGCAAUCAAACUGAUGCACAGAGCUACGACCAUUCCAGCAAAGAAAGCGCACUAUCAUGACGAUUCCGAAACAGUACAAAAUAGGUUAUACAAAUCUCUAAAGGUCUGGUCCAUGUACGCAGACUUGGAAGAGAGUUUCGGCACUUUCAAAUCCUGCAAAGCGAUUUACGAUCGGAUAAUCGACCUCAAAAUUGCCACUCCUCAAAUUAUCAUCAAUUACGGCGUAUUCUUGGAGGAGAACAGAUACUUUGAGGAAGCGUUCAGGGCAUACGAAAAAGGGAUAUCUCUGUUCAAAUGGCCGAAUGUCUACGAUAUUUGGAAUACGUAUCUUACGAAGUUUCUCAAGAGAUACGGUGGCACUAAAUUGGAGAGGGCUAGGGAUCUAUUUGAACAGUGUUUAGAUGGUUGUCCGCCGCAGUUUGCCAAAACUAUAUAUUUGCUAUACGCCAAGUUAGAAGAAGAAUAUGGAAUGGCAAGACAUGCUAUGGCGGUUUAUGAAAGGGCUACAAAAGCAGUUCCAGAUAAUGAAAUGUUUGAGGUAUUCAAUGUGUAUGUGAAAAAGGCGGCCGAGAUAUAUGGCGUGCCUAAAACAAGACAGAUCUAUGAAAAGGCAAUAGAGGUUCUGCCAGAAGAGCAAGCUAGAGAAAUGUGCAUAAGGUUCGCGGAUAUGGAAACCAAGCUAGGUGAAAUCGAUCGAGCUCGGGCGAUAUAUGCACAUUGCAGUCAAAUUUGCGAUCCUAGAGUCACUCCAGAAUUCUGGCAGACAUGGAAAGAAUUCGAAGUUAGAAAUGGUAAUGAAGAUACAAUGAGAGAAAUGUUAAGAAUCAAGAGAAGUGUUCAAGCUGUUUACAAUACACAGGUGAACAUGAUGUCGGCGCAAAUGCUGAGCAGCGCAGGCUCGUCCGCAGGCACAGUGGCUGACCUGGCUCCAGGUGCCAAAGACGGCAUGAGGCUUCUGGAAGCCAAGGCUGCCGAAAUGGCUACGACAUCAGCGGCGGCUGCGGGAGGCAGCAAGGGCAUCGCCUUCGUCAGGGGCGAGACGCAGGGAGAUAAGAAGGCCAGGGUGGUGAAUCCGGACGAGAUUGAUAUUGGGGAUGACGACGAAGAUGAUGAUGAAGAUGCGGAAGGCGAGGGAGAGGUGGAUGUGCCCAUUGAAAAACAGACAGUACCAGCUGAAGUGUUUGGCAGUUUGAAGAAGCAACACGAAGAGGAUGACUGAAAUAUUUUUGAGGAAAAAGGAAAUGAAUAAAAAAGUGUCGAAUUCAUGAUUAUAUUUCUGGCUCUAUCGAGUGCUGGCUUAAUAGUGAUGAUUUACAUUUUACAAAACUUUGGUACAGACGAAAGUGAUCUUGGUAUAAUUUCUUACGUUACAUUGUAAUAUAGGAUUCUAUCAAUUAAUAAAAUAUAAGAAUUAAAAAA